Molecule: messenger RNA, 1884 nt
Organism: Liolophura sinensis
Lineage: Eukaryota; Metazoa; Mollusca; Polyplacophora; Chitonida; Chitonidae
Product: organic cation transporter protein-like
Exons: 10
Coding region: 1-1884 (627 amino acids)
Biological process (GO): transmembrane transport
Cellular component (GO): membrane
Molecular function (GO): transmembrane transporter activity
Source: RefSeq, a predicted model, not a curated record
AUGGACUCUCAGGACGCCAGUAUUAGCGUGGAUUCUCUCCUGAUGGCGUUACGUCCCUGGGGGAAGUGGCAGGUCUAUCAAAUCAACUGGCAGAUGCUGCUGGGUAUACCUGCUGCCUGUCAGCUUCUGGCCAUAAUAGUGUUAGCCCCUCCGCCUAACUUCAUCUGCUCAUCGGAGUUCCAUAACCAGACAGCAUCGCAGAGUGGGUCCUUCAACUGGAGCGAACAACAACAACAGUGUGAGGUGGUGGAUCCUGUGACCAAUCAGUCAGCUCCUUGUGACGCUGGCUUUGUCUACAGUAUGCCCCGGGAAAACAGCAUUGUUACAGAGUGGGACCUGGUCUGCUCUAGACAAUACCUAGCUGAGAUGAGUCAGACGACCUUUACCAUUGGUCAAGGCAUCGGGGGUACCCUGUUUAUGUUCCUGGCGGACCGAUGGGGCCGGAAGUGGGUGUGUCUUCUGAACCUGUGGGCGGCAAUUGUGUGUAGCGUUGUGAUUGCGUUCCUCCAGUCGCCAUUGGCCAUGAUUUUAAUGCGCCUAGUUGUUGGCAUCUUCCAGUCGGGUUACAUCAUGGUUGUGACAGUUAUCACUUUAGAGCUGGUGCCAGUAUCCAAUCGAUCGUACCUGUCCUUGUGGGGUAAUCUCAUCUGGGCGCUUUCCCUAACGGUUUUCUCUGGGUUGAGCUACCUCUGUCGUGACCUAUCUUGGCGUUACAGUCAAAUCGUCCUGACGCUGCCGUGUCUUGUGGUCAUACCCAACAUGAUUUUAUUGGAUGAAUCUAUCCGCUGGCUUCUGGCAAACGGCAAAUUUCAGGCCAUGAAAACGAUAGUAUCCAAGGCUGCUAAAAUUAACGGUAGAAGAGACCAUCCAGUUGUACAGGCAUACUUGGACUCUUGUGACAAAGCCUUAGCAACGGAAUCUGAGGAGAAGCUGGUGAAUGGGGGAAAACUUGAUAUACAAAUGAAUACACGUGACCCGGAAACACCUGGCCAGGAUCAUAAGGAAACGUUACGUAUACGAGGUGUGAGGCAGACGGAAAGACCUGAAAUACAUGGCCCGGUCCACGCUGAAGCACUGGCGACACGAGGUCCGUGUCAGAUAGAGAGUCCGGACACACGAGGUUCAAGUCACCUGGACACACGAGAUGCCGGCUAUAUGGAAGAGACUGAUACGCUUCAACCAGUUUCUACAGAUUCCCCAUGUGAUCUGAUGAAGCACCCAAAACUCAGGCUUUUCACAUCGGUCAUGACAUUCGCAUGGGUCACUAACAACUGGGUGUACCUGGGCAUGUUUCUCACCUCUUCGUCUCUGGCAGGAAACCCCUAUCUGAACCUAUUCCUGAACGCCGUGGUGGAGAUCCCUGGUGGCGUCAUAACCUACUUCUCUAUCGUCAAGAUUGGUCGAAAGUACACUGCCAUUAUCUUUAAUUUGAUCACAGCGGCGAGUCUGUUGGCUGGUGUCAUCUUGCAGGUCACUUCAGGUUCUGCUGUGAGUAACGCCAUUACAGCCCUGGCGAUUGUCGGCAAGUUUGGUAAUUCCAUAGCGUUCGGGAGUCUGUUUACCUAUACACCUGAACUAUUCCCAACAAACCUCAGGAGCCUAGGUAUAGGCAUAGCCAGCUCCGCUGCACGGGUCGGUGGAAUGAUGGCUCCCUAUUCCAAUCUACUGAUCCGCGUGGCGCCAUGGUUACCGGGUGUACUGUACAGUGUGACAUCGCUGGUCUGCAGCUUAAUAUUCGUCUUCUUACCGGAAACCAAAGACAAGACAUUGCCCCAAAUAAAAGAGGAUGUAGACAAGUGGUACAGACCAAAAUCCAAGUUAUUAGACUAUGAUACAGUUUAUGAACACAGCAAAGCAAAACAAUUCCAACAGGCAUAUCUUUGA